CAAAUCCGGCACUAUUGUCAUCAUGUCAGCCGUCGACAAGAAAGACAUCACUGAGAAGGAGACUCAAGUGCUUGCCAUGGCUUGGAAGUGCUUUAAGGCACCCCCCGAGGUUGAUUAUGACAAGCUUGCCAAGCUUACAGGCUACGCCAACCCUAAAAGCGUGCAGAAUGUCAUUUACGCCGUGAAGAAGAAAAUUGAGGGUGGCAACGAGGGUCCGGCCACGCCUACCAAGCCUGCCCCCAAGGCCAAGGCUACUCCUGCCUCACGCAAGCGCAAGGUUGCUCGCAACGAUGAGGAGGAUGGUGAUGAUCCCAUCACCUCGACUCCGAGAAAGCGCGCUCGUGGCAAGAAGCUAGCUCUCUCCAAAGAGACCGUCAAUGAUGAUGAUGAUGAUGACUCUGAGUCUGGAAAGAAGGGUAUCACACAGGAGGAUGACAUCGAUACCAAGGAUGAUAUUGGCGAGGGAAUCGUAGACUAA
This is a messenger RNA of Daldinia vernicosa, 478 nucleotides long. RefSeq lists its product as uncharacterized. Bases 23 to 478 code for a protein of 151 amino acids. The transcript has 3 exons. NCBI's taxonomy places the organism in Eukaryota, Fungi, Ascomycota, Sordariomycetes, Xylariales, Hypoxylaceae. The record is from RefSeq and is a predicted model, not a curated record.